Molecule: messenger RNA, 7683 nt
Organism: Trematomus bernacchii (emerald rockcod)
Lineage: Eukaryota; Metazoa; Chordata; Actinopteri; Perciformes; Nototheniidae
Gene: lrp5
Product: low density lipoprotein receptor-related protein 5
Molecular function (GO): protein binding
Source: RefSeq, a predicted model, not a curated record
AGUAUAGUCGACAGAGAGGAGCUCACACACACUCACACACACAAACACACACACACACUCACACACACACUCUCACACACACACGCAUGCAGACCAGACACGUAUCUGCUUCCACAGAGGAACACCGGCCGAUGUGUGAACACAAGCUUUACAACUUAAUUAAGGAGUAAAUAUCCGAACAUGGAGCGGGAGUUAUGGAUUUAACGCGAAGGGGACUUGAAAUGGGCGGUCUGAUGCUGCUGCUGUGGAGCUGCCUGCUGUCGGCGGUUGACGGCUCACCUCUCCUCCUGUUUGCCAACCGGCGUGACGUGCGAUUGGUCGAUGCCGAGGGCGUGCGGGGUGAGUCGGCCAUCGUUGUUAGUGACCUCGAGGAUGCAGCAGCGGUGGACUUCCUGUAUUCCGAGGGCCUGAUAUUUUGGACAGAUGUCAGUGAAGAGGCCAUCAAACAGACGCACUGGAAUCAGUCAUCAAACUCCCUCAAAGAGGCUCUGGGAACUGGGCAGACUGUGGUGGUGUCGGGGCUGGACAGUCCUGAUGGGCUGGCCUGCGACUGGUUGGGUAGAAAGCUCUAUUGGACAGACUCGGAGACCAAUCGUAUCGAAGUGGCCAACCUGGACGGCACCUCAAGGAAGGUCCUGUUCUGGAUGGACUUGGACCAGCCCAGGGCAAUCGCUCUGAACCCCGCCCAACGGUACAUGUAUUGGACAGACUGGGGAGAGGAGCCGAGGAUAGAGCGAGCCGGAAUGGACGGCAGCAACAGGAAAGUGAUUGUGGUGACGGAGAUAUACUGGCCCAACGGUCUGACCAUAGAUCUGGUGGAACAGAAGCUGUACUGGGCAGACGCCAAACUCAGCUUCAUUCACAGAGCCAACUUGGACGGAUCCGCACGUGAGACUGUGGUGGAGGGCACCCUGACCCACCCUUUUGCCCUGACACUGUCUGAGGAGACCUUAUACUGGACCGACUGGCAGACCCGCUCCAUCCACGCCUGCAACAAAAACAGUGGAGAUAAAACCAGAGAGAUCCUCAGUGGGAUCUACUCUCCGAUGGACAUCCAGGUCCUGGAGGCCUACCGGCAGCCUAACAUCCUGACCCCCUGCAGUGACAGUAAUGGAGGCUGUAGUCAUCUCUGCCUGCUCUCUCCAGUGCAGCCUUUCUACAGCUGUGCCUGCCCCACUGGAGUCCAGCUUAAACCAGAUGGGAAGACAUGCAAACCAGGAGCAGAGCAGGUUCUGCUGCUGGCUCGAAGGACGGACCUCCGGAGGAUCUCACUGGACCUGCCUGACUUCACUGACAUAGUGCUACAGGUCGAUGACAUUCGCCAUGCCAUAGCUAUAGACUAUGACCCAGUUGAGGGUUACGUCUAUUGGACAGAUGAUGAGGUUCGGGCCAUCCGCCGAUCCAACAUUGACGGCAGCAAUGCCAUGAUGCUGGUUACCACGGAGAUCAACCACCCAGAUGGCAUUGCUGUUGACUGGGUGGCCAGAAACCUGUACUGGACCGACACCGGCACUGACCGGAUCGAGGUAACCAGGCUGAAUGGAACGUCUCGAAAAAUUCUGAUUUCUGAGAAUCUGGAUGAACCCAGAGCCAUCGUCCUGGACCCCGUCAAUGGCUUUAUGUACUGGACGGACUGGGGCGAACAUCCUAAGAUCGAGCGGGCCCACCUGGAUGGAACGGAGCGGCUGGUUCUGCUUAACAGCUCUCUGGGCUGGCCCAAUGGACUGGCUAUAGAUCACGCUGCAGGAAAGCUCUACUGGGGAGAUGCAAAAACUGACAAGAUAGAGGUGAUCAAUGUGGACGGCAGUAACAGACAUAUUCUGCUGGAGGACAAGCUGCCUCACAUCUUCGGUUUUACUCUGCUGGGCGACUACAUCUACUGGACUGACUGGCAGAGGCGCAGCAUCGAGAGGGUGCACAAAGUCACGGCUGUGCGGGAGAUCAUCAUCGAUCAGCUGCCAGACUUAAUGGGCCUGAAGGCCACAAAAGUGACAGAGACGUAUGGUACGAAUGGCUGUGCGGAGGAUAACGGCGGGUGCAGCCACCUGUGUUUCUGGUGUCGGCAGGCGGUCAACUGUGCCUGUCCCAUGGGGAUGGAGCUGCUGUCGGACCUGCAGACCUGCGUGGUGCCGGAGGCCUUCCUGCUCUUCACCAACAGGGACAACAUCAGGAGUAUCUCUUUGGGUACUAACAGCAACGAUGUGGCCAUCCCUCUGACGGGAGUGAAAGAGGCCUCUGCUCUGGACUUUGACGUCUCUGAGAGGAGAAUCUACUGGACGGACAUACAGGCCAAGACUAUCAGCAGAGCGUACAUGAAUGGCAGCUCUGUCGAACAUGUCAUAGAGUUUGGGCUGGAUUACCCAGAAGGCAUGGCGGUUGACUGGAUGGGUCGUAACAUCUACUGGGCUGACACUGGCACUAACCGCAUCGAGGUGGCCCGGCUGGACGGACAGUAUCGGCAGGUUCUGGUCUGUAAGGACCUGGACAACCCGCGCUCGCUGGACAACCCUCGCUCCCUCGCCCUGGACCCAGCCAACGGCUUCAUGUACUGGACGGAGUGGGGGGGUCGGCCUCGGAUAGCCAGAGCCUACAUGGACGGCAGCACCAUCACAACUCUGGUGGACAAAGUGGGCCGGGCCAACGGACUCACCAUCGACUAUGUGGACCAUCGACUGUACUGGACCGACCUCGACACAUGCAUGAUCGAAAGCACCAACAUGCAAGGGCUUCAGAGGGAGAUCAUCGUGGACGACCUGCCUCACCCCUUCGGCCUCACCCAGUACCGGGACUUUAUCUACUGGACCGAUUUUAACCUGCGCAGUAUCGAGCGGGCAGACAAACGCAGUGGACUCAACCGCACUGUGGUGCUGCAGGGCCAGCUGGAGCUGAUGCUGGACAUCCUGGUGUUCCACUCCUCCCGUCAGGAGGGCACCAACGAGUGUUCCCAUAACAACGGUAACUGUGCCCAUCUCUGCCUGGCCACGCCCGCUGGGGCCCAGUGCCGCUGCGCCUCCCACUACACUCUGAACCCCGACGGACGGAACUGCAGCUCCCCCUCCAGUUUCCUGCUCUUCAGUCAGAAGGCCAGCAUCAGCAGGAUGGUGUUGGGAGAGCAGAGUCCGGACAUCAUCCUGCCCAUCCACGUGCUGAGGAACGUCCGGGCGGUCAGCUACGACCCUCUGGACCGCCUGGUGUACUGGCUGGACGGACGACAGAACAUACGCAGGGCCCGGGACGACGGAGCCAUGUCUUCCAUGAUCGUGAGCAGCAGUGUUCAGCCAGCGGACAACCAGCUCCAUGACCUGAGCCUGGACCCCUACAGCCGCCACAUCUACUGGACCUGUGAGACCACCAACACCAUCAACGUCCAGAGGAUGGACGGCCACACGGUGGGCGUGGUCCUGAAGGACGACACCGACAAACCCCGGGCCAUCGUGGUCAACGCUGAGAAAGGGUACAUGUAUUUCACCACAGUGCAGGACCGCUCGGCUAAGAUCGAAGGAGCCUCUCUGGACGGCACGGAGAGAGAGUCUCUGUUCACCACCGGACUCAUCAGGCCCGUGGCUCUGGCUCUGGACAACAAAAUGGGAAAACUGUUCUGGGUCGACGCAGACCUCAAACGCAUCGAGAGCAGCGACCUGACAGGAGCCAAUCGCAUCGUCCUGCAGGACUCCAACAUCCUGCAGCCGACGGGGGUUACUGUGCUGGGAGAGCACCUGUACUGGAUCGACCGGCAGCAGCAGAUGAUCGAGAGGGUGGACAAACUGACCGGAGACGGACGCACGCGCAUUCAGGGCCGCAUCUCCUACCUGACCUCCAUCCAUGCUGUGGAGGAGAUGGACCCACAGGAGUUUGCAUCCCACCCAUGUUCUCGCGACAACGGCGGCUGUUCUCACAUCUGCAUCGCUAAGGGAGACGGCACCCCCCGCUGCUCCUGUCCCAUGCACCUGGUGUUACUGCAGGACCUGCUGCACUGUGGAGAGCCCCCCACCUGCUCCACAGAGCAGUUCACCUGCUCCACAGGAGAGAUCGACUGCAUCCCCAUGGCCUGGCGCUGCGACGGCUUCCCAGAGUGUGACGACAGCAGCGACGAGGAGAGCUGCCCCGUCUGCUCCUCCCAUCAGUUCCAGUGUGACAAAGGAGGCUGCAUCGACGCUCAGAGGCGCUGCAACGGGGAACCUGACUGCGCCGACCACUCUGAUGAGCAGGACUGUGAGACCAUCUGCCCUCCUAACCAGUUCCGCUGCGGAGACAACCAGUGCAUCACGAAGAAGCAGCAGUGUGACAACUACUCUGACUGCCCCGACGGCUCCGACGAGCUCGCCUGUGAGUAUGUGUCUCCUCCCUCCGUCCCUAACACAGGGCCCAACACCAUCGGCCCGGUCAUCGCCAUCAUCCUGCUGGUCUUUGUAAUCGGGGGAGCCUAUUUUGUCUGCCAGCGGGUGGUGUGUCGACGCUACAAGGGCCCCAGUGGAACUUUCCCUCAUGAGUACAUCAGUGGGACGCCCCAUGUGCCACUCAAUUUCAUCGCACCCAGCAGCUCGCAGCAUGGCACCUUCCAAGCUAUUUCCUGUGGGAAGUCCAUGAUGAGUUCAGUCAGCCUGAUGGGCAGCAGCAGCAGCGGAGCUCCUCUCUACGACAGGAACCAUGUGACCGGAGCCUCCUCCAGCAGCUCCUCCUCCACCAAGGGAGCCUUCUACCCUCAGAUCCUGAACCCUCCUCCGUCCCCGGCCACUGACCGCUCACUCUACAACACAGAGAUCUUCUACUCCUCCAACAGUCCUUCCACCACCAGAUCGUACAGACCCUACCACCCAGUCCGUGGUGCGGCCCCCCCCACCACCCCCUGCAGCACGGACGUCUGUGACAGCGACUACACCCCCCACCACCCGCCGGCCGGGCUGGCGUCCUCAGCGGGCCGCUGGAAGACCGCGGGCCACGGCGCCCACGGCAAACACAACAAGUACUACAUGGACCUAAACUCGGACUCGGACCCCUACCCACCGCCCCCCACCCCCCGCUCCCAGUACCUGUCAGCUGAGGAGAGCUGCCCCCCCUCCCCUUCCACCGAGCGCUCCUACUUCCACUGUGCCCCCCCCCCUCCCUCACCCUGCACCGACUCCUCGUGACCCUGCAGCAGCCCAGGAGCCCCCUGAGGAUGCAGGGUGCAGAGAACUGGCCUCAAUUGGCCCCCCUUUCCCAGGGAGAGAACUCACGUGCCAACCUCCCUGAGCGGCCCCCCCACUGCCUUUAUCAGCUGCUAUGGCUCAAGUGCCUUGCUCAAGGUCCCUACGUCCCACAUCCGUCAUUUCAUCAUUCCAGUCGUCUUGGAGCCUUCAUCUGAUCAGAGCUCUGAACACUCGCUCAGUCAGGACAGGUUGCAGGUUCAAGGCCCCCCCCCCCCCCCCCCCCACCCUGAUGCAGGAGUUGAUGAGAGCAGCUCCCGCUUACAUUUUCAUUCCAUCAAAAGAAGAAAACUUUCACUUCAACUAAAUAUGAAGCCCUCCAUCUGUCCUCACACAGUAACCUGACUCGUGCUGCUCCUGAAAAGCAUUGAACGGCCCCCCCCACAGAGUGCCAGUGUUGUGUGAAAGCCUUUCCUCCCUUUCCUUGUUGGCAGACCAGCGACAGGACUGUACAUAGUGUUAAAAUAAUAUGAACGAAAAAUAAAUCAGAGAGGACUUAUUUUACUAUUUUAUUCACGCUGGCUGAUCCACCGCUCCACACAAAGCAAGGACACACAGAUGAGUGGGUGUAUGCAUGCUGGAUGUGUGUAUGAAACAUGGACAUAUGUAGGAAAUAGAUGAUGACUGAAUUCAUGCGUAGAAGUGUGAGUGAAGGAGUGGAUGGAUGGAACAGGGCCAAGAUCAAAGUGAAAUCUUUUGUACAUUGUUUGAAAUCCCUCACAUUUCACAUUGUGAAUAAUUAGUAGUCGAGACAGUCCCCUCUGUGUCCCGUCACAUCACCAACAUACCAAAUGAAUAUCAACAUGUAAAGCUAUUGUACAUACUGUGUGUGUAAUGAAGUCAAUGAUUGUGCUUUUCGUCGUGAACCUCUUCUAUCACUUUCUCUACCCUUAUCGUCCCGUUUACCAAAAGUAUGUUUGCUGCUAUUGUGUUCAUACUAUAUCAGUUACUAUAAUUACACAGAGAAGCCCAAAAUACCACUCUCAUACUGACAUUAGAACAUGAAGCUAUUUUACAGUUAAUAAUUCUUAUAGCGACUUUUGUUAUUCGUAUUUCUGUUUGUGUGUAGAUCAAUAUGUAUGUUUUUUGUGUCGCUCGCCAUGUUUGGUUUGAAGGAGUCUUUUUUGGAAAUACAAAGAGUACCGGCUGAGACAUUUAUUCAGAGCUGUCCCAGGAGUCAUCGUGAUGUCACUCCCACACAUCCACACUUGGCCAAUCACAGCGGAGGGUUUAAAAAGGGGAUUUAGGAACCGUCAGAUAGGCACUUGGUUUGAAGCUCCUGCGGCCUUGCAGCUCAUCACCUCCUAUAUAAAGCUUUCCCACACAAGAAACCAAAAUGUAAAGGUUUGACUGGUGAUAAUUACUUUCUGACCCUUAAUCUAUCUUUGCCACGUCAUCCAGCCCUGCCCAAUCAUUACAGUGAGCUAAGCACAAUGUCAGACUUUUGUUUUGUCUGGACACAAUAACUCAACUCACUCUGGAAAUACUAAUCACUGCUGCUGCCAUGCCAACUAUAGGUUGGAAAACAAUGUAUAUACUUCACUUCCUCUGAGUGGGUCUCUGACGGUGGUUAAGGGGGUAAAUGGUCCAGUCAGAGUGCCAGUAGGUCAGUAGGUUGAUUGCUAGCCCCUGCAGUCGAUAUGUCGAUGUGUCCUUGGGGAAAAUACUUAACCCCAAAUAACUCCCGUAGAAAUGUGUACACUAAAGACGUGUAUGUAAGUCACUUUGCAUAAAAGCGUCAGCAAAUGACUUAAUGAUGUUAUUACAAUAUUAUCUCUUGGGACACUUUGAAUGUGUGGUUCCACCUGAGGACUUACAGAACCUAAUGAGAAUCACUGAACCUUUAUCUUGUUCUAGGUUAUUUUAUUUAAUCAGCGAUUAGGAGAAAAACUGUGUUUUUAAGGGAAAUCCAGCACUUAUUAUUAAUAUCUUAUCAACACAGGGCCUAGAAAAGUGGGAAGACAUUUAAUGCACUUACGAUAAAAAACAUGUUAAUAUUCCCCUGGAUAUAAAUGAAGAAGGAGGGUGUGGGCUGUGUAAACCAACCUUAAGGCAGGUUCGAUUAUCUGAAGAUGGUUUUAGGGGCCAUCCUCUAAGCUUUCCUUGAUGCCAUCUGUGUAACACGGUAAUGUGUGAUGGGGAACUACAUACCAAUCGGUCUGUGAGUGUAGCAUGAAGGCAUAAUGGUGUCCAGAAGAGCUAAUAAAGCACAUACAUAGGAGCUUGGCGCUUUUGUAACCUGCAGUAAGCUUGUUGCUGUUGGCUGAUGUACUUUCUCCUGCAGGGGAAUCACAGCUGAAGUCUGGUGACAGAUGUCUAAAUGUGUCAGCAGGAACUCUUUCAUAUUAAGGGCUGAAGGCCCCGCCUCAAACCACUGUGUCAGUAAAACUCCUUAAAGCCUGUAUUUGUUGUCUCAGUUAAAAAUGCUUUGUAUAAUUUACACUUGUGACAUAUUUUGUAUCAAAAGCAUUUUUAUAUAAUAAAGGUUCUAUUUUAA